Messenger RNA from Neoarius graeffei (lesser salmon catfish), 4803 nucleotides. RefSeq names its product interleukin-17 receptor E (gene il17re). The transcript has 17 exons. Bases 166 to 2478 code for a protein of 770 amino acids. The record is from RefSeq and is a predicted model, not a curated record. NCBI's taxonomy places the organism in Eukaryota, Metazoa, Chordata, Actinopteri, Siluriformes, Ariidae. Gene Ontology annotation, molecular function: interleukin-17 receptor activity.
ACAGUAGAUGGAGCAGAGCGAUAUGAAGGAAGUUGAGCGUACAGUCGGCUCUUUCCGUUUGUACCACGUUGUCGGGGUUCUGUCCCGUCUUAACGCUCCGGAUAUUCCCUAAACAACAUGUGAGUUUGGACAGUACACGUGGGACAAACACCGGAAACAGGUCCAAUGCACGGACGCGGCGUUUUCACGUGUGUAGUCGUCGCUCUUUACUGGAUCCUUCUCGGCUUCUCUGUCGAGACCCAGCGACAACAUGUCCUCGUGGUCAGACAGAAAUGGUCCAAUCUUGACAAGAAGCAGAUCUUGCCAUGGAUGAACCUCUCAACAGUUUUGGUCAACGGUUAUGGUGCGUGUGUGCAUCUCUGCCUGCGCAUAAAGCCCCUGUCAGCCAAUAAAACCCUACGGAUCCAGUUCACUGAAUCACCAAGUAGAAAAUUCCGCACGCUUUUGGUCCAGAAAGGUCAUCAUGACAACACUAUUCAGUGGAAACAGUUGUUUGAUGACCAUAGUAGGACCGUUAAAAUCAGAACUCGCUCUACCAUCAGUGACCAUCUGGAUGUCCAAAGAAGACGCGUGUGGGAGUUGAAGUAUGACUGUUUUAUGGCCCAGGUGGGCAAUACUGUCCAUGUGGCUGUGGAUGACUUCAACCAAACCCUCAUUACCGACUCGUACACUAUAAAGCGCCCACCAGAAGAAGUCCUAGUGCCUGUGUAUAAAGUAACAUUGGACAUCUUUGCUAAACGGUUUAUUGUUGGCAUGGAAGCAGGCCAAAAAGUGCACAUCAGGCUGUGCUACGCCACCAAAACAGUGUGUAAGGGAUUCGUAUCCCAUAAAAUCGAUACUGAUAUUAAUAGCACAGUCACUUUAAAUUUUCCUUCUUUGGUGCCGUGUGUCUGUGUGCAGACGUAUUACACUGGAGUCGAUACCAAAAGAAGCACCAUCUGUCCACUAAACGGCAAAAUACUGCCAGGAGGUGGAGAAGUGUUGUCCAGCAGCUCACUGGUGCUCUUUGGGAGCUCCUUUCUCAAAUGGACCCAUCUUUGCCCCUCAAAAGUGUUCAAACCAACCGUCUCUCUCUGCUGGCAACAUACAAGAAACCACUCGCAGUGUGUUUCUGUGCAAAACUCCACCAUGCAUAUGAAAGACCUGAAAUACAACGUGUCUGAUGUAGAUAAGCACGCCCACAUGUGUUUGAAGUUUUUUCUGAACGACAGCUAUCAUGUCUUCUGCCCUUUCAGCUCAGGUGAUUUAUCUGAAUGGGACGUUACAGUGGUUCCUGGAGCUCGGCGUCUGCAUGUACGACUGUCCUCCAGUAUCCCAGCAUCCUUUGCUGCCCAGCUCUGUGUGGAAGAAAGGGGAGCGUGUGCCAUGAAGGAAAAUGUGCACACUGUUCAGAUGGAAGGUGGUGCUAGAGAUGUGGAGCUGACUGUGCCUCUUCCCUUUUUCACCGCAGGACUGUGUGUGCAGGUGUGGCGGUCUGAGCCCGCUCUCCGUGGAAGGAGAAUCAUAUGCCCUGAUUAUACUCACAGGAGAUGGGGUCUUAUUUUUGCUGCUUCACUGGCUCUCCUGGUUGCCAUAACAACCGUGGGCUUCCUCGUCUACACUUUGAUCAAACGGAGGACAUCAGUUUGGCGCUCUGCUGAAAGAAAACCUGUUUUGCUGGUCUGCUCUUCUGAUGAAACAAGUCAUGUUUCAGCGGUGUGUGCCCUAGCCUAUGGUCUGCAGGAGGAGCUGCGCAUGGACGUGCGCCUGGCUCAGUGGGCCCACUGUAGCACUCUGACCUCUUUGGCCCGACUGGGCCCCACACCCUGGCUGUACGGCCAGUGCCAGCAGGUGCACAGUGUAGGUGGCAUGGUACUCAUUGCGUGGAGCCCUGAAGCCCAGCAGACUUUCCUCCGAUGGCGGGAGAGAGGGCAUGAAGGAAAAGUGGACCUGGGACAGAAGGACAAAGUGCUGCUAGAAGAAUGGAGGGAUAAACAGGGACCAAGAUGGGCAGAGAGCCAGUCUUCUAUCACAGCUCCAGUGUUUAAUGCCAGCCUCAUAAGCAUGUGGGCGGGACUCCAGAGUGAGAAACGUGGUCAAGGGUUUGGUCUUGUGUGCUUCCGAGGCUUAAGUGAAACACGGUGUAUUCCGAAGGAGCUCAGAGGCAUUCGGAGAUACUGCCUUCCGAGAGAUCUCUCAAACCUGAUUCACGAACUGGAUGUAAACGUACACGGGCCAAGAAGCAGGGUCCAAAACCUGAGUAGUUGGUGCUGUUGGCCCCGCCUUUUAUCCAAGGGACUGUCUUUCUGGUUGUCGAAGAGGCUCGCUCAGAGACUGAAUGCAUGGCUUCCUCAGACAGCAGCGAAGCCAGACAGGAAGUGUCUUCUCAAACCGUCACAUAAAGUUGCAAGUGAAAAGACGUUAAAGAAAAGGUUGAAAAAGGGAAAAAAAAAAAAAGAAGGGAAAAUCUGUCACCAUGCAGUGCGAGAAAAAAUGUAGAAUGCAAUCCGGUCACUUAGAAAGCGCUACUAGCGCUUUUAAAGCUACGCCUUCAGAGCUACGGGGGUGAAAGCAAAUUAAUCAGUUUUACAUUGAAUGACCAACAUUCUUAAAUCCUUACCAUCACCAGAGUGUUCAAUUUCACUAAUGUUGUAUACCUCAAAUGGUGCAAGUGUUUGUUUGUCCGUCCGUCCGUCCCAAACUUCUCCAGUUACAUGAGGCCAUUAUUCAAAAAUGUUCUGUUUCCGGUCCGCCGGGUGAGUGCCGUUUGUGCAGUUGAAAUUUUUUUUUUUUUAACGCCGGUUUUUCGACGUUUUUUUUUUUUUUUUCGGGUUCGUAAAUCUAAAAUCGAACUUGACAUUUCCACAUUCCCAGGGCUUUCCACUAAGGCUCAUACUAGCCAGCCAUGACAAAUAAGUAGCCAGCCAGGGGGGAGUAAACACAAACUCCUGUGCACGCAGUUCCCAGGAUUAAAUGUAUUUUCCACAGACCAUUUAUUUAUUCACUUUACUCAAAUACAAAGUAAAAUGGCAGUAAAUCUUCUUUCUUUUCUUGCGUAUUGCAUCAUGAGGCGUUCCUGGCUUGUAAAUCUCUUAUUUUCAGUGCAUGACACAUUCACGCAGCUGAGCAUGCUAUGAAUUAACAACGACAACGGUCUGCAGUGGGGCUACACAAUUAAACACUCAGCGAACAUUUCUCCAUUUGUGUAUGAAAAUACACUCCAACGACUCAGUUUGGUUUCAUUUACAACCAACGGUGUCUUUUGAUGCCAGCACGUAAUUGAACGAGAGAAGACUGGUUUACCGGAGACAAAAUAAGCGUCAUCUCUGUUUCUGUUCCCUCCGACGGCCCCGACACACUACUGCCUCCACCGAGUGCGCGCACACACCGCAUGUCGGGGCCGCGGAUGAGUUACUCUCCUCUGAUCAACGAAGUCGGCGGGGAAUUUGUGGUUAUUAUCGGUAUAAACCGCGCGAAUCACAACUUAAAUGAGUGCGGUUCAGUUUGACAUUAUUGUCAGUCCGUUAGAUAAACAUUUAAUUUUAUUAAAAUCGAAAAUUAAUAUUUAGAGCCUGUGGGCUACAAAAAUAGUCAUUAAAGUAGCCGGCUGGACUUGGUUGUGUAGUCGGCUGUAUGGCCGGCAGCCGGCGCUUGUGGAAAGCCCUGCAUUCCGCGCAGAAUAUAGAACUGAAUCAGCUCUGCGCAUGCGCCAUGCGGCACAAAAAAAUGGCAGCCACCAUGAAGGAAGCAGAUCCGGAGUUUUCAAACAUUUGCUUAAGUGUGAAAUCGCAAAAUGGUAUUCUAGCGAACAACAAAAUAGAUUCAGAAAAGAUUCAGAAAAACAAAUCAUUCAGUGAUCAUUUUAAUAGUGUAAUUUCAUCCGAACUAGGCCCAACGGUCGAUUUAGAACUACAAAAAGUCCGUGUGUCGGACAUUUUAAGUACCUUUUGUAAAAGUUUUGCAAAUGUUGCAGUCAGCAUUUAAAAUGCUAACUUAGUUUUUGUACAAGUUUCAGUUGAUUAAACUGUCAUUUUAUUAAAUGUGUCUGCUUUUGUAAUAAAGUACUGAAAGAAAAAGCCAACACAGCAUUGCGAUUUCUCAUCCAUCCAUAUAUUAAAAAAAAAAAAUCCCUCCCACCCGACUGAAACAUUUUUUUGCUCACCUGGUGGACAGGAAACGGAUUUUUUUUAAGGAUGGCCUUAAAAUGAUGUCGAAUCUGUAAAUAAGUGUGAAGUAUUGAAUGCUGUUGUACUAAAAUGUUUAACUGUGUAUAGACGAUACGUGUGUGUGUGUGUAAAACAGUACUUGCUCCAUGAGAAUUUUGCUCCAGGUCAAAUUUAAUUGAUGACCUCAGCUCUUGGUAGUAGGACUGAACCACGUGCUCAAAAGUGAACUUAUUGUCUUCUGGAAAACUUUUACUUACUUCAGGAUUGACCUCACUUGACAAAGAUUAUUCCGUUGCACACGAAACAUGCACCAUGAAUGAAUCUUCAUUUUUGAGCACUUUUUUUUUUAAACAGUAUUAUUUGUAAGUUUUCUCAGACUCUGCAGGCAGUGAGAAAACAGGAAGGGUUCUGUUCUAGGAAACAGAGGCUGUAGUAGGCCAUUGAACAGGCCUGCUGCGCUCCGUGUUUCGAUUAUAUAUUUAAUAUAAUGUCAUAAUGAAUAUCAAGUAAUAAUGACUGUGACCUGUUUUAUUUCUUUUCUGUGAACAUGUGGCUAUAUCAGCAUCUGUUUAAUUCUAUAAUGCAUAUGCAGUUUGCCAUUUGUAUAUUGUUAUGCAUCUUGAAUGUUUUCAUAUCAAUAUUUUUAUAUCAAUCUAUU